Coprinopsis cinerea okayama7#130 is the source of this 1323-nucleotide messenger RNA. RefSeq lists its product as hypothetical. The record is from RefSeq and is a predicted model, not a curated record. The transcript has a single exon. Lineage: Eukaryota; Fungi; Basidiomycota; Agaricomycetes; Agaricales; Psathyrellaceae. Bases 1 to 1323 code for a protein of 440 amino acids.
AUGGCGGCUGACAUUACGGAUCGAGCCUCAAAAAGCCCAGUGGCUGCGGUCGCAGUCCUCUACUACGAUGACAUGGACGACAUAGACGAAAACGACCGCACGCACUUUAUCGACAAUCUUAGGGCGACCCUCGUGGCGACCCUCAUCGUUCAGCACGCAAUCAACGAGACAGCAGCCACAUCAUACCCCCAUUUCGACUCGCUGCCGCUCAGUCUAUUCGUUCUAUUGAGCAAGACCGUCGUCCCUGGAUUGUUCUUCCUUAUCUCAGGAUACGCAUCAUCGAUUACACGGAUCACAGAGUCCUCGGGGUAUUACGGUGGAGGAAGAAGCGAUGCAGAGUUUAUCUGGAGGAAGACCAUCAGGCUGCUCCUACCAGCGCUGGUUUACGGGGGAAUUGGACAUGUGGUCCUGUGGAUGGUGUUGACCAAGAGUCUGCCGUCCACUUUCUUUGAUGGUGGUCCUCUAGCCUGGAGUUUCUCCCGCCUCGAAGGGCCCAUCGCCUACCUCGCCUUUCUCUACCUCAUGGACAUGGCCUACGUCUCCCUAUUUCCAGCGAGAAGAGGCGCCUCUCCUCUCCCUUCCGAGAAACGACGGAGCCAGCCCCGAUCGUUCGAAACACUGGUCAAAUCGAAGCGGGACUGGUACACGGCCGUCCUCGCUGCCGUCCUGCUCCUCUCGAUAUGGACCUUCCUCGUGGCUGCUUCAGGACGAACAGACCAGCCCACGUUCACGUUCCCCAUCAGCUUCGCAGCGUACGACCCCAUUUCCCCAGUGGCACCCUUCCAAUACAUCUUUGCCUACAUGGCUGGCGCUCGGCUGUACAAGUGGCAGAAUCACAUCCUCAUUCCGUACAACUACGCUGUUCCAGCCUUUGCGCUGUCCCUCGUGACCUCUUUGGGCACCUUUAUCCUUGCCCACGAGUAUUCGCCCUCCCUCCAGAAACUGCUGGACCUCAACACCCCAUCAGCAAUCCAUCCUUCCUUCGUGGAUGGUGGUUUCAACCUCCACACGCUCUUCUACGCGGUCUGGACCACCUGCUCCUUCGUCGCCAUUUCCCUGACCCUGGUAUCGAUCUUCGCUCAUUCGGGCUGGACGAGACGAGACUGGGGCGUCGUCACGAAGCAUUGCUACCUCCCCGUCUGGCUGCACAUGCUUCCGAUUGCUGUCCUGACGAGAUCGUUUGCCGCGGAUGAAGGCCGCUGGGGCGAACUUUGGGAACGAGGUGUUGAGUGGAGGUGUUUCUUGGUUUCUGGGGGUUCUGUUCUUUUCAGUUGGGUUGCUAGUUUUUUUAUUGUUUUUAUGGGACGGAUACUAUCAUAUUAA